GUUCGCCAAGCAGUGGUGACGGUGGCGCGUCGCCUUUGGAAGGAGAAGUCGAGGCCGAGGUUUCUUUCUCUCACCGUGGCCCUCUCCCCUCCGCCGCUGCCGUAGUAUUCGCAGGCGUCACGCGCGGUCGGCAGCCACUUCGAUCAUAACGACUGUACGCGCAGUGGCGGCAGAUUGUCCGCAGAUCCGUUUGUGCAGAGUUUUCGACGAUCCCGCUGCCGAUAAAGACUUGUCGAUCCAUAAGGGCGUCGUUCGACCGCUGUGCGUAGGUAAACAAAAAGUGCAUCGCGGUUAUUGGAGUUGCGCGGACCGCUGCUCCUCGUCUAUUGUCUGCGGUAAAUAUUACUUCGCGGGUAGACCGUCGAAGGGUCGCACCACCGCCACAGAUGGCCGCCGCACCACCUGCGACUUGCGUAAAAAACGAUUUCGGUUGAUAUCGACUCCGACUCGCACCCGGUGACGACCAUCGCGAUGGCCGCAGCGGUAGCAGCCACCACUCCUCCGACGGCCGACAAUCGGUGCGUCGGUGGCGGCGAACCGUCGGCGGUGACCAUGCGACAUCAAACUGUCGUACCACUGCCAUCAAGUGAUAUUCCGGCCCUGACGUCUUCGGGACGGCGGCGGCGGCGAUUAGGCGGGAACGACUCGAAUCCACAGGUGUCUCGGAGUUCGACCAGCAGCUGCUCGUCGUCACCGGUGUCGUCAUCGGACGACGACGAGGAUGACGACAACGACGGUGGCCACGGUGGCAUGGAUGGUGCGAAGGCCGAGUUCGGCGGACGUGGAGUGGUCGGCGUUCAGCCUCCACCGGUGGCCGCCAAGCGGCUCAAAGACCUGCAACAACACCUGGUCGACUUGGACGACUUGGAACUGCUAGAUCGUCAUCUGGCAGUCGAAAAUGCUACUGGGAACUCACUGCACGAUUCGGCAUCGGACGGUGGAGCUGCGACCGGCAUGGUGGCCGAAGAGCUCAGACAGAAAAACAAGGACCUGGUGCUGGCAGCCCGUCUCGGCAAAGCACUGUUGGCUAAAAACGAUGAACUGUCACUGAUGAAUGAGCGGCUGGCCGAAGAGUACGGCGACAAGCUAGAGGAGAUCGAACAGGACCGCCACCGGCUACGCAGACAACUGGCUCAGGCCAGGGCCGAGUGUGAGCAACGGUGUCACGAGUUGCAGGCCGAUCUCAGGGACCUGCAGGCGGUGCUCGACAGCCGGGAACGUCAGCUGCGAGAGGCGGAUAAACAGAAACGAGCCGUGGUCCGAGAGCUCACGGACCAGAAUGGCAGGCUGCAGUCGCACAUCAGAGAGCUUUCCCAGGCUGAAGCAGAGCUUCGGCACAAGUGCCGUCUGCUGGAAGAUGCGCAACAGCCACAACAUGGCAGCGGAAAAUGGACAGGGAUCGGAGGAGUCGGAUCUCCCGCAUCCAUCACCAACGGCGGUUCUACCACCGAUUAUGGGUCGCUAACGCCCGACGACUACCGCAGCCUGGACGUGUUGCGUGAUGAGAUCGAUAUGAAAGCAGCCGAGAAACAGCGACUACAGAAGAGGAUGGCUGAAUUGAGGGCAGACCGUGAUCGGUUGGCCGAACUUCUCGAACUCAAAGAUCGGCAAUUGGCCGAAUGCCGGGCCGAAGCAAACCAUUAUGAGCACAGGUCGGCCAUGUUGGCCAAGCAGUUGGACGACGCGCUCUGUUCGGGCAGCGCGGGGGACUGGAGAGGACGAGGCGGGAAGUGCGCCUCGUGCGGCAACGGUGGCGGUGCGACGACAGCGUCCAGGACGAACGGCUCCGGUGGUACCGAAUCGCAGCCGAUGUCGCUGUUGGCCGAACUGGAACAAGCCGAGGCGGCCAGCACGCAGACGGCCGCUGGUCCUCCGCCGCCCAUGGUCGACGUAGACCUGACGGAACAUCGGCCCAAAGACCCCAACGACUUCGGGACGGACGCCGAACGGUUGGUGACCCGGUUGUGCGAUGCGCUCGAGCGCCGGGCUGGCCAAGCGGACGCGGUGUCACCGGAGUUGUCGGCCAGCACCAGGUACCGGUUGCUGAAGCUGAUGGGCUGCGGCGGCAGCGGAGUUGGCGACGGAAGCACUGCUGCUGGUGGCAAGUCCACGGGCGCCGUUGACCUGGCGGAGCUGGUUCGCAACCGAGAUGGUCGGGUGGCCGAGCUCACUUGCGAGUUGUCCGUGAGAGACGCUGAGCUGCAGGCAGCCCGCGAGGAACGUGAUCUGGCUGUGCGGGACAAAAUGGAUGCGAUGCGAAUUCAGUGCGCCCGAUGUGGUGAUGCGGGCAGCGGAGAGGCCGCCGACGCCACUUCCGGCUCCGGCACCGACGAGAAGGACGCGUCGUUGAUCCCGGAACUGCUGAGAAAAGCGUGGGAACAGCGGGAUGGAGCGGUAAGGCGGAAAAACGCAGUGCAGGUACAACUGGCCCGGACCCGGGUGGACGUGCUACAGGCUAACGGUCAACUGAUGGAGGCCAUCGGGCAGAAGGUGGAACUCAGCCAACAGUUGGAACAGUGGCAGAUGGACAUGCAAGCUCUACUCGACGAGCAGAUGCGCAGGAAACUGCUUGCUCCGCCGGUACAAUCUUCGGCCGCCGGUACGCCCGAAUUCGGUGGUGGAAAUCAGCAAAAAUUUUCCAGCGCCGGAGGGUUCCCAUCUAUGUCAGCUUCGAGCUUAGGAAGUCUCGGGUCGUCGGGUCUGAUGAACUCGUUGCUGAUGAUCGCCGGUGGCGGAGGGAACGCAAACAGAUGACGCGGAAAACGAUAAACUGUUGGUUUAAGAAACGGUCGUGAACCGUGCACCUAUAGACAAUAAUAUAAUACUGUAAAAUAUCGUGUAUAAAAAUAGUGGAUCAAGUUCGCGUAUUAGUCAUAUCGCACCCAAUUAACGUCUAAAAUGGACCAAUAAAAAUUGGACUUCAUUAUUAUUAUUUUUUUUAUUUUUGAUCUGGUUUACAUUAGUCGUCGAUUUAGUUUUAUUAGACUUGUCAGUGAGAUUUACUACUUCCCAUUCAUCAACAUCCCCUUUGCCCCUCGAAAAUUUUUUAUAUUUACUAUACUAAGCAAAGAUUUUUAAUUUUUAUUUACCUACAUGUCCACCUCCAAUUCACAUGAAUUUCAAACUUGUGAGAUGAUAUGAAGUUUUUCAAAAUCGUAAAUAUGUGAGUCAUUUUCUAAACUUAUUUUGGUCUCUGUUCGUGUCAUAGACCCUUUCCGAAACAUUUAUUAGUGAUAGGUAUUUACAUAGUUUAUCUGGCGCUUAGUUUCGGUUUAUUGGUUUAUACAUGAUAUUCUAGACUGUAGUGUUGCAAAAACUAGUACAAAAUAUUUAUAACGAAAGUUACCUCACGUGCGCGCACUCGUUGAUAUGAUAUUAUACGUCAUUAUGGUGGAGAAGUUAUAGGAUUUGUUUGAAUAAUUGAUCACACAAGAUAGUAUAUAAACUCAUAAUUUGAAAUUAAUAUAGGCCUUCCUCCCUGGAUUUGAUUCUUUUUGAAAAAGAAAAAUCCCGUCAAAAAUUGUUGUUUUAUAUAUAUUUUCAUAUUAUGAGUUCAAAAUGUCAAAAUAUUAAAUAAAAUGUAUCAUCUUAUUAUAUAGCUAAUGUACUUAAUAGAUUAAUGAUGUUUUAAUUAUCAAAUACAAAAUUUAAUAAUCGUACAAAAAUACAAAAUAAUAAAUGGAUAAUUAUUAUUUAUUACACAAAUUACAACAUAUUAUUUACUGUUUUUAAAAUUCAUUUUAAUAAUAUUAUGCAUAACAUUUUUUGGACGUUUUUGUUAUUUUUACUGCCAGUUUUUAUUCCAUCACUUAUAAGCUUCUCUGCCCAAUAUACUUUUCGGGUAGGUAGGUGUAUCAUUAUACGUAAACAAUAAACUAAUACUUAUUGUAUUAUAGUCUUUAAGUACAUAAUACAUUAAGACUAGAAA
Myzus persicae (green peach aphid) is the source of this 3928-nucleotide messenger RNA. RefSeq names its product bicaudal D-related protein homolog. The record is from RefSeq and is a predicted model, not a curated record. The transcript has 7 exons. NCBI's taxonomy places the organism in Eukaryota, Metazoa, Arthropoda, Insecta, Hemiptera, Aphididae. The coding region runs from base 472 to 2754 and encodes 760 amino acids.